Messenger RNA from Porites evermanni, 8061 nucleotides. The record is from the annotation of a GenBank genome assembly. Lineage: Eukaryota; Metazoa; Cnidaria; Anthozoa; Scleractinia; Poritidae.
CAGUGUGAUGGGUGCUUGGGCUGGGGCUGGGUGUGGCUGGUGGGGCUCGUGGCUGGGUUGUAGGUAGGGCAGGCUUUUGGGGUGUUCUUGCUACCUGGGUUAGGGGUGUUGAUGGCUCCAGCUCGUAGGUUCCUAGGCACCCAACCUCCAUGUGCAACUCAGGUGUUUUAAAAUCUACUCAUAACAUGUGAAAUCUUCCACCAUUUACUCUUGGUCUUCAGCACCAAAACAGCCAAACCAUCACUCUGCUUCUUUGCUUGAUUUCUGUGCAUCCUUUUCCAGUUUGGAGGUGUGUCUGACAGAAUGGUUAACAACUUGAACUCCAGAUGUGGAGGUCCAGGGUUCAAUCCUCGCGUUUCGAAUGGUUUCCUUAGACAAGGAACUUUACACCACUUUGUCUCUCUUUACCCAGGUGUAUUUAACGAUUAUUCCUCGAGCCCGAAUGGUCUCUGAGUCAAUAGCCCAUGAGGCAGAAGGCUGAAUGGGCUAUUGACUCAGAGGCCAUGGGGGCGAGAGGAAUGAUUGUUUUAGUAAAAUCCGACUAGUUGGUCAAAACUAUUGAGACAAAACAACUUAAGCCAGCAUAACGCAAUUCAGCCGCCAUUGUUUUGGUUUUUCGAAGCCGGCGCUCUUCACUACUAGUGGGCUAUAACAUUAUAGCCUAGUAGUAGCUCAACCAAUCAGAACGCAGCAUUGAUCAUAGACCACUAGUUGGAUUUUACUAAAAAUGGAUACCCGCAAAAUACUGCUAGGGGGGUAACCCUCCGAUGGACUAGCAUCCCAUCUAGGGGGGAACAGGGAAUGGCAAGACUCCUGUAGUCAUCCUUCAUGGUAAGGAAGCUGGGAUAAGCUCCAGCCUUUUGGGGCCUUUGGCUUGCAUACACCUGUAAUCUUUUUUUUACCUUUUCCAGUCUGAGACUUUACUUUUGACAUCAGCCUUUAAAUCAAGGCAAACAUCUUUCAAUUUUGGCAAAUAACCAGCAGGCUCAGGAAAGAAAUACCGGGGCAGCCAUGGAAUUUAAGCCAAUCAGUCAGGGAUGGAGAAAUAUUUUAAAUGUACACACUGUAGCUAUAAUUGAAUUACAGCAGAAGUUUUCUUCGCAAAAUGUGUUUGUCUUGAACAGGAAAGUAGAGCUGUACAGUAUGGAGUGGCAAGAUGCUGUGGAUCUAUCCCGGUUUAUUGUGAGUGCAGCACCUUUUGGUGGUCCAAUAGGUAAGUACAUCAGACUCCUUCUAAGUGUCGUUUAACUUGUACAGGGAGUACAAGUUUCAUUUCCCUCAUUAUUGUAGGGUAAAUAGGACUCACCAUGGUAAACGUUUAAGAGCCAGAAUCAAAGAAAUACUCUUAACAGCACUGUAAGUUCCGGCGUUAAUUUGUAAGUUACAGUACCGUUCAAAAGUAAGUUGACAGUCCAUUGCGAGUUUCGAUUCUCGACUCGAUUCACGAUUCUCGAUUCCUGCGCGAAUUGAGAAUCGAGAAUCGAAAACAAGCUAUUGAGAAUCGAGUCGAGAAUCGAGUCUCACAGGACAGAAAACAAAAGAUUCACCCAUGACUGAUUUCUCUAAUUUUACAAUUUUGCGGUAUGGUUACAUUCCCACAAGCGACUGUAUGCGUGAAACAAGACCAAUUCAAAUUAUAAAGCGAAUGUUUCUUCAAGGGCAUCUGUAUCAAGCUUCAUUUCCUCAGCUAAAGUUUCAAAUACCUGCUCCAAAUGCAAACAAACAGCACGUUUAUUUUGUAACGUCAAACGAUUCUGGGCUUAAUCGGCCGCUUGGCUUGAUAAAGAUCAGCUGUAACAUACACGUCCGUCUGUAACAUGACUAAUCUUUUGCUCUGAAAUUGUGUUCAUGAUCCUUGAAAACUUUCGAGAAACAAUGGUUUUGAUUCUACUUUUAAUUUAGCGCUUUCUUAGUUUGAGGUAAUCGCUCGUAAAAUUGGGCCUGCUUUUUUCCGUGAUGGAACAGGAUACGAGUGAACUUUUUCGUUGCCUAGCAGGUGACUGCAGCUACCGUGAUGAAAAAUUGCGCAAGUGGUUUGUAUUAUACGCUACUAAAAAUUGUUUUCAAAGCUCUUGGAGGUUUCUGAAGAUUUCUGGCAUGUAUAUUCAAAUCGAAACUUUCAUGUACGCAAUCACGUCCCAUAAAAAAGCAAAGGGCAAAAUAUCAAACUGAGAUGCUUUCACGUGCACAUAUCACAAAAACAGCAAUUCUGGUCAAGAGGUCAAGUUACAAGCAGAAUUAAUUACAAGUAAAGUUUCCAGCAAAAAAACACCCUGACUUUGGACACCGAUGAGCAGACAUUCAACCGCGAUAAUGCUGAUGGGCAUUCACAAACAGGCAAUCGAAAAAAAAUUGGUCAGUAGAAUUCCAAAGACAAGCCGAAGAACAAAAGCAACAAGACUUUGUUUACACACCAUCGUGUAUUAAACAUUUAUUUACACAAGCCUUUUAUUUUGGAUUUUAAAGACAAAAGGUCAUGGAUUGCUUUUCAAGUUCAACUAGUGAACUGGCAACUUUUGCUACUUAAAUGAUGCAAAAUGCCGUUCGAACAAUUUAAAGGUUUCAACACAAAGUAGCACACGAGCUGUGCGAACGAAUGCAAAUUUCCUGAAGAGUUCUCCCGAGACAGCUGUCAACUGCUAUUUGCAUAGUUCAGGAAUUUCUCACAAGAAUCAAACGCUGAGUAGAGUUUGUUAUUUUAUAGAGUACAAAGACUUUUCUGACGUGAGAGAAGUUAGAAGAUUACUCAAAACUUGAACAAAGGUUGUUACUUGUAGACUCUCACUGCAGUCGAGUAUCAAGAGUAGAGAGCGAGUUACUCGAAACUAAACAAAGGCCGUCCCAGUUUGAUGGGUCUUGCGGGAAUGAAGAAUNGAAGAUUUCUGGCAUGUAUAUUCAAAUCGAAACUUUCAUGUACGCAAUCACGUCCCAUAAAAAAGCAAAGGGCAAAAUAUCAAACUGAGAUGCUUUCACGUGCACAUAUCACAAAAACAGCAAUUCUGGUCAAGAGGUCAAGUUACAAGCAGAAUUAAUUACAAGUAAAGUUUCCAGCAAAAAAACACCCUGACUUUGGACACCGAUGAGCAGACAUUCAACCGCGAUAAUGCUGAUGGGCAUUCACAAACAGGCAAUCGAAAAAAAAUUGGUCAGUAGAAUUCCAAAGACAAGCCGAAGAACAAAAGCAACAAGACUUUGUUUACACACCAUCGUGUAUUAAACAUUUAUUUACACAAGCCUUUUAUUUUGGAUUUUAAAGACAAAAGGUCAUGGAUUGCUUUUCAAGUUCAACUAGUGAACUGGCAACUUUUGCUACUUAAAUGAUGCAAAAUGCCGUUCGAACAAUUUAAAGGUUUCAACACAAAGUAGCACACGAGCUGUGCGAACGAAUGCAAAUUUCCUGAAGAGUUCUCCCGAGACAGCUGUCAACUGCUAUUUGCAUAGUUCAGGAAUUUCUCACAAGAAUCAAACGCUGAGUAGAGUUUGUUAUUUUAUAGAGUACAAAGACUUUUCUGACGUGAGAGAAGUUAGAAGAUUACUCAAAACUUGAACAAAGGUUGUUACUUGUAGACUCUCACUGCAGUCGAGUAUCAAGAGUAGAGAGCGAGUUACUCGAAACUAAACAAAGGCCGUCCCAGUUUGAUGGGUCUUGCGGGAAUGAAGAAUUGAGAAUUGAGAUGCAACAAUUGAGAAUCAAGUCUCGAUUCUCAACUCGAAUCUCUAUUCUCAAUUCUCGCAAGGAUCGAGAAUCAAGUGUCAACUUACUUUUGAACGGUACUGUAUGUCUAUAUCAGCAAAAGUCCAUUAUACUGUACCAGAAUUUUGUUUCAGUCAACUGUCUGUACAUGUCAGGGGAUUUGGCUGAAAAAAGUUUAAAGGAAGAAAACAACUCUGAAGAACAUCUUGCUUCUUAUUAUUUUAGAACAGCUAGUGCAUAAAACAUACAAUUGAUACAAUAUUAAAAAAUUUCAUUACUUUCAAACUGCAGUCCAGCUGUGUUGUAUCUAGAUGCUUAACUGUCAGUAAUAGUUAAAAAAAUAUAUAAUUGAAGGGCUCCAUGCUAAUUGCCUAAUGCCCCUGUGGUGUAUUUUUGGAAUGAUUGGGAUUUAAGCACCGUGGUAGGUUUAAUCGCUAAUGCACACCAUUGGUAACUCAUGUACUCUUCUACAUACAUGGAGGAUCAUGUAGCAGCUGCUCAGAAGAGAAGUCACCAAUGGUGCCUAACCCUGAUCCCAAACAAUACUGAAACAAUUGAAAGAACGACAUCAUUGUUUUCUGCGACCAGUUAGGAGAGACCUUAUGAGCAGCUCCUACACAACUGUACAUGGGGGGUGAGGAUGGUACACCAAAAUAUUUACAUGUCCUGCAGCCCCCCACAUUGAGAUUUCCUUUUUGGAGGAAUGGUUUGUAUUUGUUGUAUUUAAAAUUUUCAGCUCUGAUAAGAGAUGACAAGCAUUUUGCUCGAGUCCAAGGAUCAGCUAUUAAUAAACCCAUCAUUCACAUUUUUUCCUCUGCUGGAAGGGAACUUGCCACAGUCAAGGUAUGUGGUUUUUUUUAAGGUCUGCUGCUGCUUUUUGUUUAACCUGGGAACACAGACAAAGAGGAGUGUCGACCACGCCGAGCAGGCUACUUGUUUUUUAAUGUUGACAAAUUUUGGCAGUAUUGUUCUUGGCUAGAAGACUAAUUGUCAUCAUUUUCUGUUAUUGCAUUGGAAAAGGGCAGGAACUUGUAUCAUCAUAUGGUUGGUUCUGUGAGCAGGAAAGAUGAAGUAAUAUUCGGACUGGUUACUGAAGCAGGCAGAAUGGAUCUAUCUUAGUCCAUCACUAGUCUGCUUCACAGCCGUUUUUAGUGUUGUCACACAAUGCUCCUACCCACCUCCCGUUGUGUGACAAUGCUAAAAAUAACACUGAAGAAGACUAGUCCAUCAAUGCAUGGGAACAAGAACAAAAACAAAAAUGUUCUGCUUCAGUAGGCUCUUGAUCAAGUGUUCUUUUUUGUUCUUAGUGGGAUGGAGGCCCCAUAGUUCAGAUGGGAUGGUCCGUCACAGAGGACCUACUUUGCAUGGCUGAUGAUGGUACCGUGAUGGUGUAUGACAUUCAUGGCGCAAUCAAGAAAACCUUGUCAAUGGGACAGGUAAGUGUUAAAUCAUUUUGUGUCAUGAAAAGGCUGAAAAAGAAGACAUGAUGCAUGCAUGGUUGGAAAGCACCACAGCUUGACAACUUCUAGUCAACUUGAAGCUCAUCUUAGCCCAUUGAUGCCAUAUCUUAUGUCAGUAAAUUCUUUAACCACCCCAAGUAAAUAAAUUUUCUGACAAAUUAAAUAAUCAUUAAUUUUUCCAUAACUAUGAGCAAAAUGAAUGUAAUUUAUAAUAUCUUAUCAUCGAAAACAUAUAAUAAGUCAUUGACUGUUUGCUACUUUAUUAAAAGGGUUGUACAAAAAUAGAGUAUACUUAUACAUAUACUUUUUGUAGCAAAGGCUUGGCCAUUGAAUAAUAUUACCCGUAUGUCGUGUAUGUUUCAGGUCAAAAUUUCAAUUCAGGUUAAAAGCUUUUUGCCUUGGUUGAUUCUCUAUCUCCUUUGUCUCCUAGUACUAAUUCAUUCAUGAAUUAGCUCUAUGAGAUGAAGGAAAUCAAGAAUCAACCUGGAUAUGAUUUUAACCCAUAGCAUACAUUGUAUUGAUGUUGUUUUUGCAUGUGGCCUUAUCAAAUACACAGCAACUUCAUAGAUCUGGUUCUUUUAAGUUGGGUACAGGAGACGAAACUGGUAAUUUACAUCUGCAUUUUUUCGUAGGAUGCCAAGGAAUCCAAAGUUAUUGACUGCAAAACCUAUAAUUUUGCUGGAAGGACUGGCAUAGCUAUCCUGACUAGUAAUUACCACUUUUAUGUCGCAAACAACGUGGAAGAGGUCAGGAGUCGACGGUAUUAUGAUCCACCAGGUAAAAAAAUUCAUAAAGUUAAGUGUUUCAGAGAGAUUAAUCAUGUUUUAUUUUUAAGUUACAUGUUCGUCUCACAUGUUUUUGUGAUCUAUAGAACUCAAUAUGUGCUUGUGUCUCACUUUCCUUUGCUGAUAAGUUUGGAUUUAAUGAGAGUUAAAGUGUUGUUCAACAGGCAAUAAAGAAAAUUGUCACGCAUCACUCCUUGUAGCAUUUGACUGACUUCAAGUGGGCUUGAUUUCAAAUUUUUUUAUUUGUUUUUUUGCGGCGUGAAUAUUUUUCAGACUUUCCUCUCUUAAAUAUUUACAAUGAUCUGUCUUAGUUAAAUGUGUAUUUUGCCACAUUUUUCACAAGGAAAACAGUAACUGCUGUCGAUCCCGAGAAAAAAAUUCUGUCACCUAACUACCUGAGGGCUGUCCCUAUCUGAGAAGACUAGAAAGUCUAAUCUUUGCAGAUGUCUUUAGAAAGGCAGCAUUUUCUGCUCAGCAUUAAAAGACCUCCGCCUGAGUGUUGGUUUGUCCGGUGUGUUGAAUCAGCGACCUCUCGCUUAGCAGACCGGCGCUUAUCCAGCUGAGCUAACCGGACGGCAAAAAAUGAACAGUCAUGAAUCUAAAGAAACAUAGGGCCAGUUAUUUAAACGUAGUUUAGCCAGUGUUUAACAAAACCGCGUUCUGAGCCAUUUUUCAAUUUGCCCAACGGUUUUAUCUAAACACCGUUUAUUGUGAAGUGUUUUAUUAAAGCAUAUAGAGUAGAUUAGAAAAGCAUUUAUCUUCUUAAAAUAUCGCACUAAGGAAGAGAUUCUGGAGGUCCAAAGAUUCGUUAAACCCCUGCUUAAAUUAAACUUCGUUUUUAUAACCAAGCCAUACUGUUUUUAACCAGGUUUGGAUGCUCCACCCAGCAGCUGGGUCAUUAUGCCGCACGACAGAGGUUCAUCGUUGCUAGUGGCAAUUGAUAAUCUGUUAUACCUUACAGAAAAAGGACAGUGUAAUAAACUGGUGAGCUGUAGUAUACAGUAGAACUGUUAUCAUCAGUGAUACAACCACUUAUAAUCCAAUCAUUGUUUCUCUUCAUCCAUGAAAAAUAACUUCAACCUCGAAACAUGCUUGCUUUUUCAUAAAGUUCCCGUCUUUAAAACGUCUGCCUUUUCGUCGGCGGUUCAGGAUUUGAAGAAAAGUUUACUAAGCAGAUAUUUGCACACCGAUUGCAACUCAGCAACGGUGGCGAAAACAAUUUUUCAAACGCGGGCGAGUUUUGGGCUUUUCUAGGAGUUAAAUUCUUAGAGACCGCAUUCAAGUUCAGAAAGAAAGAGAAAAAUUCAUUGAUCAUUGUAUUCACGUUUUCCAUACAACGUGAAAUUAGGAAAUUUCCCGGCUCUGUAUAAUGUACCAGAAGCGUGGUGCCCUUGCAGAGUUAUCGUUUAACGAAGUUUCGACCGGUUUAAAAAAUUUGAGGGGACACAUCGUUCACCCGCAACCGUUCAAUAUUUUUUGCUGUUCACAGGGAACUUUGAACGGCUAUGCGUCUGAAUUUUCGAACGGUGAGGGUGAUGUUAUACUAGACAAUGCCCCGCAACACAGCGUUGCAAUGUUGGAACAACGUUGCAACCAUUCGAAACAAUAUCGCAACAAUGUUGCAACGCCGUGUUGCGGCUUGCGCGAAAAAUCGUUGUUGCGAAUUCGAGUGAACGUUCGACUGAAUUUUCAGCCGGUCGAAAAUUCGUCCUGUUCCCUUUUUGACUUUCUCUUUGCUGUCUCUGUCUCGACAUCGUAAACUUCCUCUUGAGUGCUAAGUGUAAGACAGGUUGCUACUUUUUACCAAUCCUGAAUCAGCCACAGCGCGUAGCAAAGCAGUGGGUGCAGGGAGAAGGAAGGAACGGAGGGGAAAAAAUAGAGAAGUGUGUUGAGAUGUCGCAAUGAGAAUAUUGUACAUCUCUGGCUUUAUCAGUGUCACAACUUUAAAUAUGAAAUAGGGAAGUCUCGAUCGUUUAUAAUGUUGACAAAUUUUUCUCCGAACUCACACAUGCUCACCGGCUACUGUUGUUGAAUAGUUUUGAUAUUAUUCAAUUUUCAGACUGUUUCAUUCAGCGCUGAGGCCCCGGUUACUUCCAUCAUAGAAAUGGCCAUAUCUUACAAU